Oryzias melastigma (Indian medaka) is the source of this 965-nucleotide messenger RNA. It is a transcript of the gene pthlha, whose product is annotated as parathyroid hormone-like hormone a. The transcript has 4 exons. The coding region runs from base 79 to 666 and encodes 195 amino acids. Gene Ontology annotation, molecular function: peptide hormone receptor binding; hormone activity. The record is from RefSeq and is a predicted model, not a curated record. Gene Ontology annotation, cellular component: extracellular region. NCBI's taxonomy places the organism in Eukaryota, Metazoa, Chordata, Actinopteri, Beloniformes, Adrianichthyidae. Gene Ontology annotation, biological process: regulation of chondrocyte differentiation; bone mineralization; adenylate cyclase-activating G protein-coupled receptor signaling pathway.
CAGACGCAGACGUGCUCCUCCGAGGAGCAACACAGGACCCCUCCCACCAGGAGAAGAAGGAGGCGCAGACUCAAGACCAUGUUCUUGUCCCGGCGGGGGCUGCAGCGCUGCUGCCUGGCGGUGUUCCUGCUCGUCUCCCCGGUUCCUCAUGACGGACGGCCCGUGGACGCCGUGAGCGGCAGAACGAGGCGCUCGGUGACGCACACUCAGCUCAUGCACGACAAAAGCCGGACGCUGCAGGACUUCCGGCGCCGCCUGUGGCUGCAGGAGCUGCUGGACGUGGUCCACACGGCCGAGAUCCGAGAUCUACCGGUGCGGACGGCGCCGGGGGCCGGGCUGCCAGGGGCGGGCCUCGGCGUCAGCCCGAGCACCACCGGCAGCACCCUCCUCUCCAAACCCCCCGGAGGAGGAGGAGCCAAGAACCUCCCCAUCAGCGUCCAGCUGGAGGAGGAGGAGGGAACCAACCUCCCGCAGGAGACCAACAAGUCCCAGACCUACAAGGACGGCGUGAUGAAGGUUCCCGGGAAGAAGAAGAAGAAAGGGAGGUCCGGGCGCAGGAGGGAGGGGGAGAAGAGGAAGAGGAGGGCGCGCUCGCUGGACGAAGGUGGGAGUGGCCUCCAGCUGGAGAGGAGGUCUCUGCUCCACCUGCAGAGGGCGCUGCUCUGAAACCCUGUCAGUCUCUGACACAGAAUGGCUGGACGCUGCGCUGGACUCCUGAAUGCUCACAAUAGCGCCUCCUGGCUGUGAUUGUUCGGAAAGAAAUCAGAAAAUAUUUAUUGUGUGUAAAUAUUCUAAAGUCUUAUUGAUGCUCUGUGGGGCUGUCUGUGUAACCCCGGUUCUUUUGCAGUAAUUUAUUGGUCUAAAUUGUGUAUUUAUUUUGUAAAUGUACGGAGGAGCUGCUGACCUUCUAUAUUUUUGUACUAUAUUGCACUUUAAAUACAUAAAUAUAUAAACUCUGGACUCGA